This is a messenger RNA of Tigriopus californicus, 1353 nucleotides long. RefSeq lists its product as uncharacterized. The record is from RefSeq and is a predicted model, not a curated record. The transcript is spliced from 2 exons. Lineage: Eukaryota; Metazoa; Arthropoda; Copepoda; Harpacticoida; Harpacticidae. Bases 23 to 1003 code for a protein of 326 amino acids.
ACAAGGCUGGCGAGCUUGAACGAUGAAGGGGCUAAAGGCCGCCACUCGCCGACUCUACGUUUUCUUGCCUUGCGAGCGUGGAACCUUGAGACAACUGGGGCCAGGACGGAGCAGCAAGUCGCAGGACCCGUCGUUGGAGAUCUGGGUCGAAGACGUAUUAAACUGGACGAAUUCUCGAAUUGCUUGUCAUUUUGCGGUCUUCUCUGGUUUGAUGGACUUGGGAGUAGAACGAAUCAAUCCGAAGCCUCUUUUUGAUCCAUAUCGCCCUCAGACGAAGUCAGUUUCACAGGAGAGGUCGCUUGGUACCAAGAGAAUUACGAACACCUUGGGAAUGACCCCGGGCUUCUUCCCGUCCGCAAGGAAAUGGCGACGACCUCUCAACCUCUCUUUGGCUUUCGUGAUGCUCACCGCAGUCACGGUCAGUGCGGCGCCUUUCAGCUCUUGGGCGGGAAAGAGGUCAACAUCGCCACAAUUUCCAUUUCCAUCAGCUCGAAGACCGGAUUUGGCUCAAAUGAUGCAUGAGUUGCAAGAACUUUACACCUCAGAAUAUGGAGAUGAUUCCUCAUUACAUCAAGAAGAGGAGUAUUUACCCAUGUCGAAACGAGCACCCUUCAGCUCUUGGGCCGGGAAACGAGCUCCCUUCAGCUCUUGGGCGGGGAAACGGGCCGCUUUCAGCUCUUGGGCAGGGAAGCGAGCUCCCUUCAGCUCUUGGGCGGGCAAAAGGUCGGGGGGCACAGGAUUAGGAGAUCGAGUUAUAGAGGACGAUGAUUCGGAAGAGGUCUCAAACAACAGGCGCUUCAAACGUAGCUCCGAAGAGGAACUGUCCUUAGGGUCAGCGGGUGAGCCGCAAGUGAGGUCACGCCGGGGUGCCAAUUCAUUCAGCGCAUGGGGAGGAAAGCGGGCCCAAUUGCAACGAUUCACCCGUGAUGUUCACAAUGAUGCCAUGGUACCCGUUAGGGUGAUGAGACCGCAUCGGGCGGCCUUUUCCGCAUGGGGUGGCUAAGGCAUUAUCAAGAAUGGAGCACCGACCGGCAUUGCCAAUUGAUGGUCGCUGUUUCAUAUGUCGUCCUUGUAUUGUAGCAAUAUGAGUAUUUCUUUCUAAAUAUUUCUGUGGUGGCCAUGAUUAGUGAUUUCAUGUGUACUCUCCUUUGCUAUCAACCUAAUGAUUUGUUUAAUUUUUUGUAACCAAGUGAGAAUAUUUUCUAGUUUGUGUCAGCUCGAGUUUUGGAGGAGGACUUCGAGCUUCGUUUAUUUUACCCAUACGUCUGUUAUAAAAAAACAGAUACAUUCGUCUACCCUUAAAAAGUGCUUGUUUCAUCAACCAAACUAAUACACAACAUUAUGUUCCGUAAA